GAACUAAAGUGACAGCUCAUGUCCCCAUUACCCCCCUUAAUGCCACUUUUCAUCCUUUAUUACUUAAGUUUUGUGUGUAUGUACUUGUAAAUAAUAAUCUAACGUCGUUCAAAAACAGCACAAAACAUGAGUAAACCUUGAAAGUUCAGCAAAAGUGCUUUCUUGGUUCAACGGCUUUUCAUUUCUUGAGAUAGAGAAAACUUGGUGGAGCUCAGGUGAUCCACGGGGUGAUUUCAGCGUUUUUUUAUUCUCAGUCCAAGUUUCUCUUCAUAUUGAAGACGUUCUUGGUGUCUCAACAAAGAUGCCAGAUUUAAAUGAAGCAAAGAAAGACACUGAACACAAUGUGACACAACCAAAGGAGGAUAACGAAUAUGUAAGGCUGGUGAUAUCCAGUGAACCAAGAACAUUGGAUGCCGAUAUCUUACGGCCUCGUUCACAACCAAGAAUAAGAUCUUUCAAUUGGUGGAUCAAGGUCAUAAUAUUGUCCUUGAUUACUAUUGUAGCUCUUCUUAUUUUAUUGAAAUGGGGAGUUCCAUUUUUGUUCAAGAAGGUUCUUGUACCAAUGAUGCAAUGGGAGGCUACUGCAUUUGGUCGUCCAGUUCUUGCACUUGUACUAGUGGCAUCUCUUGCCCUAUUUCCUGUGUUCUUAAUACCUUCCGGUCCUUCUAUGUGGUUGGCUGGCAUGAUUUUUGGGUAUGGUCUAGGUUUUUUUAUAAUUAUGGUUGGCACUACUAUUGGAAUGGUUCUACCCUACAUGAUUGGUUUACUAUUUCGAGAACAAAUUCAUCAAUGGUUAAAAAGAUGGCCACAGAAAGCUGCUAUGAUUAGACUAGCUGGGGAAGGAAGCUGGCUAUAUCAGUUUCGUGUCGUCGCAUUAUUUAGAGUAUCACCAUUUCCAUACACAAUUUUUAACUAUGCGAUUGUAGUGACAAGCAUGCGGUUUUGGCCUUACUUGUGGGGUUCAGUGGCAGGAAUGGUUCCAGAAGCUUACCUUUACAUUUAUAGUGGGCGGUUGAUAAGGACAUUAGCAGAUGUUCAGUAUGGGAACCAUCAAUUGACAGCUGUGGAGAUUAUAUAUAAUGUCAUCUCGAUGAUAAUUGCUAUUGUUACGACAGUUGCAUUUACAAUUUAUGCAAAGAGGACUCUAAAUGAACUUGAAAGUGCAGAGAGAAACAGAGCAGAAUCCUCUGUAGCUGAUCACCGCACUGCUGAACUGGAAAAGCUUCCACUUGAACAGCAUAAACAUCUUAAUUUUCCAUCAUCAGUAUAAUAGAAGAUAUGUGCCAUAUAUUGCUAGGGUGUAAAUAAUGUCAUAGCAUCAAGGUGUUUAUUUUGAAUGAUCCCUUAAUUGUAACUAUAGAAAAAGAUAAUGUAAAGCAUAGGGUAUCUGUAAUACCAAAGACUGAAAUGAACCUAUCGUUAUCAUACAUGUUUAUGUGGGUGAUAAUCUCUAAGGAUAGGAAGUUCCGUUAUUUGGAAAGGAAGGAAAUAGUUCAACUGCUGAGGAGUUUGUUCUUUGAUCAA
Molecule: messenger RNA, 1524 nt
Organism: Daucus carota subsp. sativus
Lineage: Eukaryota; Viridiplantae; Streptophyta; Magnoliopsida; Apiales; Apiaceae
Exons: 5
Coding region: 302-1270 (322 amino acids)
Source: RefSeq, a predicted model, not a curated record